AUGGAAGUAUACUCAGUAGUGGGAUUAAGGGGCUUGUUCUCUGACCCAAACAAAGCCUGGAUCGUUAUGGCAACACAGUCUCCUCAUAGACCAAUGAUAAUGAAGAAUCAUAUGAGGAUAACAAACGUUCUAACUAUGGCCUCAGGGUUCGAAGAAGAUCUCAGCAAGGAUGAUUAUCCUACAGGAGGAGACUACUCAGCAGCAACCGCUGAAAAUAAGGCCCGAAUAGUAGCAAAAACUAUAUUUACAGCUAAUGAUCCAGAAUCUAAGAAGAAAGUGAGAACGCUUUUAACAAAUCCAUUCGGAGAAUUGGAUAAGGAUUUUGACGUGGACAAGAUACAAGUGGUAAUUGGAGCAGACACUAUUGCAGAUAUGAAUGGAACAAUCUACGAAAAACCGGUAGACAGAGAAGAUGCAAGGAGACAACUCAGCUCAUAUGUAGAAUCAUACCAUAAUAUUUAUACCGGAGUUGCAAUGUUUGCAAGGGGUAGAGGAUAUGAAGUUCCAGAAAAAAAAUUUUAUACUACGACGAAAGUUAAGUAUCAAAAGUUAUCAGAGGAAGAUAUAAAUGCACUUUUAGAUACAAGAGAACAUGAGGGAUCAGCAGGAUCAUAUCGGAUAACAGGAUUAGCAGAAUCACUAAUAGAAGAACUUGUGGGCUCAUAUACCAACGUUAUUGGACUUCCUGCACAAUGUGUAUCAUCAGCACUAUGCGACCUGGCAAAAUCAUAUAAUAUGUUUAAUUUUUAA
This is a messenger RNA of Theileria annulata, 750 nucleotides long. RefSeq names its product Maf-like protein, putative. Gene Ontology annotation, molecular function: nucleoside triphosphate diphosphatase activity. Lineage: Eukaryota; Apicomplexa; Aconoidasida; Piroplasmida; Theileriidae. The transcript is spliced from 3 exons. The record is from RefSeq and is a predicted model, not a curated record. Bases 1 to 750 code for a protein of 249 amino acids.